GUAAUAUACAAUGGAUAUUUCAUUACUCUCAUAUUUGGAACAUUCUACAGUUAAAUGAUAUUUAUUACAAAGUAUACUGGAUUUAAAAGAAGAAAGUGAUGAAGAAAGAGAAACAGCAAUGCUGUUGCUCCGAAUCCUGUACUGAUCCAGAAGGCGGUGUAGAUUGCAAAACCACUUUGGUGCAACCUGGUGUAUAUCAUCCAAAAAGUAGCAAAAUGGUACGCUCAAAAAGUAUAAGAAGGAAGUACCUGCGAGCUGUAUUCAAGAGUGGAGAGUUCAAUAUUGAUAGAACGACAACGAAAAACCUGAAACUCUUCUCAAACUAUUUCUUUCUGCUCGUAGAAACUAGAUGGCGAUGGACAAUGUUAAACUUUUUCUCUGCAUUUACGUGUAUCUGGCUAUUCUUCGCCAUGAUUUACUGGUUUAUAUCCUACAAACAUGAUGAUUUUAGUGAGAACCAUCUCCCACCGAACCAAAACGUUUCCGGUUUCGUACCUUGUAUCAAAAAUAUUUACGGAUUUACUUCAACAUUUUUGUUUAGUAUCGAAGUUCAUACGACCGUUGCUUAUGGGCGAAGGGCUAUCACAUUAGAGUGUCCAGAAACAAUAACAGCAAUGUGCCUUCAAUGCAUUGUCAGCUCUAUUUUCCAAGCCACAAUGGUUGGAAUUCUAUUCGCCAAACUAACACGACCAAGAGGAAGAUCACAGACUAUACUCUUUAGUAAACACGCUGUUAUAAAUGUGAGAAACGACAAAUUCUGUCUUAUAUUCCGAGUUGGUGACAUGAGGACAUCUAGAAUACUAAAUAUUAAACCGAAAGCGUACGUCAUAAGAUAUUCUGCUGAUGACAACGAAGAACAUAAUUUGGAACAAACUGAAUUAAAAGUGGAUAUAGAUGAAUGUGAAUCGGUCUUCUUUUUGUGGCCCGUAACUGCUGUACAUGUUAUUGAUGAAAAAAGUCCCUUGUAUAGAUUAUCUGCAGCUGAUUUGCUUUGUUGCAAAUUAGAAAUACUUGUCGUUUUUGAAGGUAUGAUAGAAUCAACAGGUCAGCCUGUGCAAGCUCGAUCGAGUUUCACUGAAUAUGAUAUUCUUUGGGGCCACAGAUUUGUGUCGAUGGUAAGCUUCAAUUUGGAUAAAAGCACGUACAAUGUUGAUUUCUCCAAGUUGUCUGAAAUACAACAAGUGGAUACUCCUCUCUGUUCGCCGUGUGAAUAUCAUGGAUUGUUGGCUGUAUAUGGAGACAAAAUGACCGUGUCUGAUUAUGAUAAUGAUGAAAGUUAUGAAAAUCUAGAUCAGGAUAGCUCAUCUACUGCUCAGAACAAUUAACGUGUUAAGGACUAAAGUGACUAACAAUGAAAGGUUGGAUGUCGUUUGCUGAUGAGACUUGUGCAUUUAAACCUCUCAAUACUAAAAUAGAGACUGAACAACUCACAUAGAACUAUUAAACUAUUUUUAUUGAAGAAACUUAUUAUAUAAGUACUGAACAUAAUUUUAUUACACGAUGUUUAUAAUAAUUAAAGUACUAAAGUAAAGUAUUAUUUUUCUACAGAUAUGAAAUAGACAAAUCGCACAUUGAAAACAAAAGUGGCUCAACCCAAAAACUCGAUUUUUCAAUAUGGUCAUUUAAUUGAGCUUCAAACGGCAAAGUAUUAAGUAUCACUAGUGUCAUCAUAGGUCAUAGAAGUUAUCACGACUUCAUGACUUCUAGGCCUUCUAGGCUUCUUCUAGAGAUAAAGGACCUACUUGUCCCGUAGAAUUACAGCUGAAACAUUGUAAUUCAGAACGGCCAUUUAUGGAUUUUCCCGUUUUC
Maniola jurtina (meadow brown) is the source of this 1809-nucleotide messenger RNA. RefSeq names its product G protein-activated inward rectifier potassium channel 4-like. The transcript is spliced from 3 exons. Bases 99 to 1325 code for a protein of 408 amino acids. Gene Ontology annotation, biological process: potassium ion import across plasma membrane; regulation of monoatomic ion transmembrane transport. Gene Ontology annotation, molecular function: inward rectifier potassium channel activity. The record is from RefSeq and is a predicted model, not a curated record. NCBI's taxonomy places the organism in Eukaryota, Metazoa, Arthropoda, Insecta, Lepidoptera, Nymphalidae. Gene Ontology annotation, cellular component: plasma membrane.